UUCCCCUCUCCGUGGAACGGCACCCCGUUUCUCCACCUGGUCUUCUCUCCCGCCGCAACCACUCGCGCUGCUGCCUCCCAGUUCCAGGCUCCCACGGUCCCACCCCAACCCCGACGACCGUAGUCACCGGACACCUUCUCGGCAACAAGGCUACCGCACGAGCCAGUCACCUUGUGCUGGCACGCCCCCGCUCUGUCUCCCAACCCGCGUGGUCCACGCUCCCAAGGGUUUGGAGCUCCCGUGGCGGCGUGGCCAAUGGCGAUGCGAGGCUGGUAGCUUCUCGGCCGGCGGCGGAGGAUGAGGAGCAACGGCGAAGCGGGGGCGGCGUGGGAGGAGGUCGGAGCGGGCGGCGGAGUGAGGAGACGGAAGGGUCGCGCGGACGCGGCUGGCGCGUCCUCUUCCUUCAAGGCGGGGAUGGGGGAGUUCGUGCUGAGCUCCAUGGACGCGCGGUUCUCCGGAUCGGCCGACUUGGAUGGGUUGUUCCUCUCGUCGCCGCAUCCAGCAUUCGACCUUAGUAAAUCCACAACUGCAAGUUCUGGUGUCUUUAAAGGGCAAGAGCACGUUUUUGUAAGAUCAUACUCUGAUAGGUUGCUGAAGUGUGACCUCACUUUGGAUAUGCUAUCAGAAAAUGAGAAGAUAAGGAUAAUCGAGAAGCUGGUAAAGAUCCAGAGUGAUGGUACACUGGAGGUAGAUGUGACACGUAGUGCUCUUGUUGCCUCAGAACUCUCUGAGAUUGAUGCUUUUGGUUCAGUACCACGUGAUAUUGAAGAAUUUACAUCUGGAAUCAGCAAGUCAGUCCCAAAGUUGAAGAUUGCCAUACUUGUAGUUGGAACACGAGGGGAUGUUCAACCUUUUAUAGCAUUAGCCAAACGACUUCAGGAAUUUGGUCAUUAUGUGAGAUUGGCAACUCAUGUCAAUUUCCGUACUUUUGUGAAGUCAGCUGGCGUUGAUUUUUACCCAUUGGGUGGUGAUCCACGAAUUAUGGCUCAGUAUAUGACAAAAAACAAAGGGUUUUGCCUAGCUGCGCCCACAGAGAUUUCCGUUCAAAGAAAGCAGCUUAAGGAAAUCAUCUUCUCACUUCUACCUGCAUGCACAGAACCUGAUUUGGAUACCGGAACAUCUUUUAGAGCUCAGGCAAUAAUUGCAAAUCCUCCUGCUUAUGGGCAUCUUCAUAUUGCUGAGGCACUUGGAGUACCUCUGCAUAUCUUCUUCACUUUUCCAUGGACGCCAACUGAUGAGUUCCCACAUCCAUUGGCACGAAUGCCUCAAAGCGCAACUUAUAGGCUAUCCUAUCUUAUUCUGGAUUUAAUAAUUUGGUGGGGCACCAGGGGAUUCAUAAAUGAUUUCAGGAAGAAGUUACACUUGCCCCCUAUUGCUUAUUUCAGCACAUACCAUGGAUCUAUAUCACACUUACCUACUGGAUACAUGUGGAGCCCUCAACUUAUGCCGAAGCCAAAAGAUUGGGGUCCUCUAGUAGAUGUUGUGGGAUAUUGCUUCUUAAAUCUUGGAACGAAGUAUCAACCACCACUGGAGUUAUCGCAGUGGCUUGAACAGGGGCCCAAGCCAAUAUACAUUGGUUUUGGUAGCAUGCCUCUUGAUGAUGAGAAGAAAGUCACUACUAUCAUUGUGGAUGCACUAAGAGAAAUAGGACAGAGGGGAAUCAUGAGCCGUGGUUGGGGAGAUCUUGGAAGUUUUUCAGAAGUUCCAGCUGAUGUCUUCAUCUUGGAGGAUUGUCCUCAUGACUGGCUCUUUCCUCGCUGUGCUGCAGUGGUGCAUCAUGGUGGAGCAGGUACUACAGCCUCAGGGUUGAUAGCUGGGUGUCCUACUACCGUUGUGCCAUUUUUUGGAGACCAGUUCUUCUGGGGUGAGAGAAUUCAUGCACGAGGAGUGGGUCCUGCACCUGUACCUAUAGCAGAACUUACUGUCAAGGCACUUUCAAAUGCAAUAAGAUUCAUGCUUGAUCCUGAGGUAAAAUUACGGGCAAUGGAACUGGCGAUAGCAAUAGGGAAUGAGGAUGGUGUGGCAGCUGCUGUAGACGCAUUUCAUCGACAUCUGCCUUCAGAAUUGCCGCUUGCUCCUGCUCCACCCACACCUGUAGAGGAAGAACGCUUAGACUUCUUCCAAUGGUUUUCUCGAGCCCUUGAGACGUGUUGUUUUCCAUUCAAUUUUUAGUGGUGGUCCAUAGUUUAGGUAUAUGUUAAGAUGUAUUCAUUUUAUCAUUUAUGGGUUGAAAUUAGAACUCUGGAAUUUUUUUCUAAAAGAAUCGAAAUAAAUGCUGGUUUAGGCCAACGGUGAUUGUUCCUUCUUCCCAUCCCAUUGUGGAUGCCAUAAGUAAAGGUUGUGGUGUUACAGCUUUGCUGUUGUAAAUGGUUUGGCGACUACAGUUGUAUUCAUAUUACAUUUAGAAUUUGUAUCAGUAAAAAACUAUGUAUGACUACCAAAAUG
Molecule: messenger RNA, 2445 nt
Organism: Phragmites australis (common reed)
Lineage: Eukaryota; Viridiplantae; Streptophyta; Magnoliopsida; Poales; Poaceae
Product: sterol 3-beta-glucosyltransferase UGT80B1-like
Exons: 14
Coding region: 298-2172 (624 amino acids)
Biological process (GO): carbohydrate metabolic process
Molecular function (GO): hexosyltransferase activity; UDP-glycosyltransferase activity
Source: RefSeq, a predicted model, not a curated record